AAAUUUUUUCUUAUUGGCCCAACCUAGUUUCUUUGACUGUAAUUUUUUUUUUAUCAACCAAUUUUUUUUUUCUUUUGAAUUUGAUGUCAGGUAAACUUUUAUUAUCCUAAAUAAACAAAACGAAAAUAGAUUAUAUACAAGAACAUUAUGCCAGAGGCAAUAAUAUAUCCUUUAGAAAAUUAUACAUUUGGAACAAAGGAAGCUCAACCAGAAGAGGAUCCUUCAGUAUCAGCUAGAAUGAAAAGACUCGAAACUGAUUUCAAAGAACAAGGGAUGAGAAGAUCUGUAGAAGCUGUUUUAGUUGUUCAUCAUCAUAAUCAUCCACAUGUUCUCAUGUUACAGAUUGCAAAUUCUUUUUUUAAAUUACCUGGACAUUAUCUAAAACCAAAUGUGAGUGAAAAAGAAGGUUUACAGGAAAUAUUAAAUCUUCGACUAGGACCUGAAGACCCUAAAGAAUGGAAUAAUAAAGAAGAUUGGAAAAUAGGUGAAAAGUUAUCUACUUGGUGGCGACCCAAUUUCGAAACAUAUAUGUAUCCAUAUAUCCCAGCACAUGUAACAGAGCCAAAAGAAAAGAAAUCAUUGUAUAUAGUCCAUUUACCUCCUAAAAAAGUAUUAUCUGUUCCAAAAAAUAUGAAAUUAUUAGCAAUUCCAUUAUUUGAAUUAUAUGAUAACUCAGCACGUUAUGGUGCACAAUUAUCAACUAUAGCUCAUUUAUUAAGUAGAUAUGACUUUAUUUUUGAACAACAACAACAACAAUAAUCAUCGUUAUUAAGAACUAUCUUCAGUAGCAUCAAGGUUAACUUUAGGAUUAAAGAAUAAAGAGUUUUUUCCCCAGAAGUAAUCUCUAGCUCUGUAAUUAAUAUAGGGAUAUUUAACCCAUUCCUUUGGAUGUUCUUUAGCAUGUUCUUGAUGAUGUUCAUAUAAUGUGUAUGCAUUGUAACCAGAAGCUAAAAGACUUGUUGUGUAACAAAAAAAAUUAUGCAUGUCAAUGAUAUUUUCUGUCUUUUUCUUUUUUCUUUUUUUUUUCUUCUUCUUAACUAUUAUAUCUUACGCUGGAAUACAAACAAAGAUCGAAAUCUUUUUCCAAGUUCCAGCAGAUUCUAUUAUUAUAGAAAUAUAGUUCAGAGAGACUUAUUUAUUUAUAAACAGGAUAUUUAUUACCUGCAGCAUGAGCUUUAACAGCG
Molecule: messenger RNA, 1184 nt
Organism: Cokeromyces recurvatus
Lineage: Eukaryota; Fungi; Mucoromycota; Mucoromycetes; Mucorales; Mucoraceae
Product: Cleavage/polyadenylation specificity factor subunit 5
Exons: 6
Coding region: 148-759 (203 amino acids)
Cellular component (GO): mRNA cleavage factor complex
Molecular function (GO): mRNA binding
Source: RefSeq, a predicted model, not a curated record